CACCGGAAGCGGAAGUCGCGGCAGCCGUGCCUCGCGCCGCUGCUGAUGCGCUUAAACUUGUUGUAUAAUCACAACAACAACAGCAGCGUCUCACGAUGCUCGAAUGUAAAAAUAACUGUUAUAUUGAGAAGAUAAAUGAGCUUUUAAACGACAUCUACCUUGAAAAGAUAUAACACAAAUGGCAGUGGACUGAAGUGAGACCGUUUCACAUAGAUCACUGAAGCACAAUAUUCCUCCCAAGAGACUGUAAAAGCAGGAAGGAUUGGAUAUUUAUGCUUAUGCAUAGUCCCAUUCAGGGUUUUCUUAACCUUGAUGUGUCCCGCUGAGAUGUCUAUAGUUGUUAUUCAGUGGAUAUUCAUCCUUUUGUUUCAUGCAUAAAUUAUAAUUUUCCUUACAUGCCCAUGAAGGCUGUGUUUCAGCAUAGGCUUCUGAAAUUGAAGCAUAUCAGAGGAGUCCAGCAGUCUGUGUUUAGGUAGUUUUGUCUCCUUUGAAUCGUCCGGUCUCCACAUUGUGGUCAAGAUGGAGUCCUACCUCUUCCCUUUCGAUAGCCUGAUCUGUAUGCUCCUGGGCAUCUCCUUCACGGUGUGGUUCACCCUUCUUCUGGUGUUCAUCAUCGUACCUGCAAUCUUCGGUGUGUCUUUUGGGAUCCGCAGACUGUAUAUGAAGUCCCUCAUCAAGCUUUUUGAGGUGAGUGAGUUGAUGUUGAGUAUAUCUGUCAUUUUACAGUAAUUAAAUUACUCAAGAAUAUCUGAAGCUGUGGAAAGUUAAAGCAGGUUUGAUGCUCUGUCUGUGGUGCAGUGGUCUUGUAAUAUAAGUUGGAAGGUCAUUCAGGUAGUCUUUCAGGUGUGUUUUUACUACUUUUGCAGUCAGCACUCUUUCUGUUCACUAUGGCUCAAAAUAGAACACAGAUUCACGAUUGACCGAAUUAGUCUGGAGGGUCUUGCUGUCAUUUGACUUUGCCUCAUUUUAUCCUGUGCUGUCACACAUUCUGUCAUAUUCAAAACUUUAUGGACCACAUGCAUUGUUGCAGGACUCUGUUAGUUUGGGUCUUUUCAAAGUUGUUUGUAGAGGUGUCAAUUUAUGGGUGAGAUUGUGAAUACCACGAAUGCCAGUUUUAGAAAUGUGUUUCCUCCAGUGGGUGUUAGUCUGUUUCACUAAGCACAAGAUUAAAAAUCUUUUUGCUUCAUGAAAUCAACAUGCUGCCCUGUGUUUGAAUUUGCAAAGAUGGAAGUCUAAAAAAGUCACAAAAUGUUAAUUUUCCACUGUGUACCUAUCUGUGAAGGACCAGAACUAGAAUAUAUCACUAGGUGCCAUUGACACUGAAUGCACUUUUGUGUUGACAAAGAUGCGUCGUGGGCAGUAGAAUAGGAAAAAAAUGCAGUAGUACUUUUAUCUUGAACACUGCGUUUUUAGAAUGCCUUUUUUAUGCAUGAGAUGCUGCAAGAGAAGUGAGUGCAACAGUCAAACACGUCCAUGUUUACAUUGAAAAAACUAUGGUGUUGUAUUUUCAAUCAUUUUGAAUUACCUUGACUUUUUAAAAUAAUUUUCCUUGUAUUAUUCUGACCCGUAUAAGACAAGUUUGUACAAGACGUGGUUGUAGUUCGUGCAUCUUUUUUGCAAAGGUAUUUAACAAGUGAUUUGUUAGGGUUAGGGUUAGGGUUAGCAUUUACAUCAUGCUGUCAACUUCAUGUGUGGUGCACUUGAAAGAGAAAUGUAUUUACUUGAAUCAUGUUGUAGUUACGUUUUCAAGUUGACUAGUUAAAAAUCGAAAAUCAGGUCAAAUGUUCUAAAAAUAAAAUCAAGAUUUAAAUUUUUUGGCCAUAUCGCCCAGCCCUAACUGGAAUAUUAGAGUAAUGUAUAUAUUUAAAAUGUAUUUUAUUUAUUUUUUACUUUGCUGAAAUCCUAUUGCAUGUUUCCACACAGAAAUGGAGAAACAGUGGCCUGUUCUUGAUGCUUGAGGAUUCUCAUUUUGGAACUGACAACAAAGUAUCAAAGAUUUCACUUACUUUUCGAUAGCGUGACCCAAAUCACUAGGUCUAUUGCAUGCUUUAAUGCUUAAAAGGUUUGCCACCAAUGCUCUGUAAUUGAGAUGCCUCAAGAAUAUAUUUUUUAAAUCACAAUGUUUUUCUAAAUUAAAAUAAAAUCUAUAACCGCCUAAAUGUUUUUAAUUUUUGUAAUAAUGUUUUUGCAUAAUGCAUGCCAGUAAGAGCUCUGUGUGUGACCUAAAAUAGAUUCUGAUGGUCUCCUAUGGUGCCACUCUCCUCUCAUCCAUCUGGACUGAUGUAGUCACUCGGUCCGACCCUCUCCGGACUCCCUAAGAAACUCCAGAUGGCUUUUUUCCAGUGACUUAACUUCUCCGUACUCUUCUGUCUGGUGACCCUGAACAGGGUAGUGAGAUUUAGUCUGACAAGCAGCUUGACUGUUCACUCUUUCCCUAUCCUGACCUUCGCUUCCGCAUCUCCCUGAGUCACAGCAUCAUCAGCGCCUGCGAGAGUCACUGUUUACUUUCACACAGUGCAUGGACAUCUUUCCACACUCGGUGCUCAGCUGCUGUCCUUGCUUGGCUAAUCCACAUUAAUGAUCCCUAAGGGAAAAUUCAGAUGCAGUAACAGCAACAUCAGAUGUUGUGUGUACACGUGUACAUACAUGUGCAUGUAUAGAUAAACAAGGCUAAACAUAGAAAACAUUUACAGGGUUUCUGUGGGUCUUUAACAAGUCUUAAAAAAAUGCACUUUUUUGGAGCAAUUGACUCAAAAGAAUAAAAUGUUCAAAACACAUUCAUUAAAAAAUGCAUAAAAUCUGGAAAUUAUUAGGAUUUUUGUUUCACAAGUUUAUCUGGCAUUUAAUACAACAUUAACCUUUUGUUGCUUUGUUGUGGGCCGUUAACGAAGCAUUAUAUUUAACACAUUAAUUACAAAGACUAAUUUGUACUUUUUCUUUAAACACAUUAUUUUCCUAUCAGCAAAAUACAGUAUCGAUCAACAUAUAAAUUGUAUGUAUUGAAGUAUUAGCGGUAAUAAAAUCUGGUAUUCAUGGUUUAUUUUGGGGCUGUAUAAAUUUGUUCAUGGGCAACUCUAUCAUUUUAAUCUUAAGAAAGGUUGUACAUCUUAAUUUAGUUUUUGAAACCUAUGCAGAAACACUGUUUUCAGUUUAGUAUGAUGCAGCAUGUUUAAGACAGACAGGUUCUUUUAGCAUAUUCGUUUCAAUCUAAACUGAUUUGUUCCAGCUCCUAGAAACUGCAUUUUAAGUAAAUAUUUGGUUAAAUGUUGUCUAUUGCUUGUUUAAAAUGGGUUUUAAAGGUUUCAUUGUUAGUAAUUGACAGAUGUUUUGUGAAUCAUUGAAAAGAACUGGUUCAAAUUAGGUCUGUGAAACUGUCAGUGGCUGAGCUCCAGGAUCCAGUGAAGACGCAUGGGUCAGCCGUUGUGUUCUCCUCCCUAGUGGUGUUUUGGGCGGCUGCCUGUGAAUCUGUGGGAUUGACUCACCAAAGGCUGUUUACGGCUUGAAUGUUGUUUGUUUCCCCGUCCUCAUGACAGCUGUAUGAGCUCUCGUGGGGUCUGGAGUCCAGCCUGCCUUGGGGGAUAUAUAACAUUGUGUUUACAAGAGGAUGAGUAAGUGAUUCAAUUAAGAUGUCAUGACUCAUGUAAUGUAAUUCCAUAAGGAACCGAGCAUCCAUCACCAGAACAUGAUGAAACGAUUCAUGGGCGACCUUAAGAAUGGAGCGAGGAGCCAAAGAGAAGAAUCAGCAUCUCUACAAACCCUACAGCAAUGGGAUCAUUGCUAAAGAGCCAGUGUCCCUCGAACAGGAGAUCCAGGAAAUGAGGCGUAGUGGUGCGGAGCCUGAGUUUGACAUGUCUGACAUCUUCUAUUUCUGCCGGCGAGGUGUGGAGAGCAUCGUCGAUGACGAGGUGACCAAACGCUUCACAGCAGAGGAGCUGGAGUCCUGGAACCUGCUGACCCGAAGCAACUACAACUUCCACCACAUCAGCACCAGGCUCACGGCGCUCUGGGGAGUGGGAGUGCUCAUCCGAUAUGGAAUUCUGCUCCCACUCAGGGUCACGCUUGCUUUCACCGGUGUCGGUCUUCUCGUGGUUCUGACAUCAGUUGUUGGACUGUUUCCAAACGGAAGAAUAAAGAAUUAUCUCAGUGACAAGGUUCAUCUGAUGUGUUACCGGAUCUGUGUAAGAGCCCUCACGGCCAUCAUCACCUACCAUGACAGUGAGAAUAAACCCAAAAACGGAGGAAUCUGCGUGGCCAAUCACACCUCACCUAUCGAUGUCAUCAUUCUGGCUAGUGAUGGGUGCUAUGCUAUGGUGGGUCAGGUCCAUGGUGGUCUGAUGGGGAUCAUUCAGAGGGCGAUGGUCAAGGCUUGUCCUCACAUCUGGUUUGAGAGGUCUGAAGUGAAGGACCGACACCUAGUGGCCAAACGAUUGAGUGACCAUGUUGCAGACGAAAGCAAACUGCCUAUCCUCAUAUUCCCAGAGGGAACUUGUAUAAACAACACUUCAGUCAUGAUGUUCAAGAAGGGAAGCUUUGAGAUCGGCUGCAAAGUGUACCCUGUGGCAAUAAAAUAUGACCCUCGUUUUGGGGAUGCGUUCUGGAACAGUAGCAAGUUUGGGAUGGUGAACUACCUGCUGCACAUGAUGAGCAGCUGGGCCAUUGUGUGUAGCGUCUGGUACCUUCCACCUAUGAGCCGUAUGGAAGGGGAAGACGCUGUACAGUUUGCUAAUAGGGUCAAAGCAGCCAUCGCUAGAAAGGGAGGACUGGCAGACUUAUUGUGGGAUGGUGGUUUAAAACGAGGGAAAGUCAAAGAAGUUUUCAAGGAGGAGCAGCAGAAACUUUACAGCAAGGUUUUAGUGGGCAGCAGUGAAGACCGCAGUCGCUCGUGAAGGGACGCAGCUGUCUGCUUGACUUCACACGUGCUGCUCUGUGCUCACGGCGAGAGCCUGGAACCUCAGCGGAUGCCGUGCGGCCCUACACUGGCCCCUUCCUGAACCUGCUCGAGCUGAACUGAUGAAGUCAUUGGGAGUUGAUGGGGAAAUGGUGCAUCCGGACCCUCAGCUCACUGCUGCGCCUCAGGAGCUUUUGCAUCAUUGCACGAUUGUCUCUGGCAUUCAAUUCUUGGUCUAUGAUUUCAAUUUGGAGUGAGAGUUACAUAUGGCAUAUUUACACAGUCUGUUACAGUCUUGAAUAUUUGUUCUCUGAUACUAUAAUGCAUGAUGUCCAAGCAGAAGAAAGAGUGGAAGAGUUUGAAGUAAUUUAUUUAAGCUUGGGAAAAAAAAACAGGAAAAAGUGAAAGGAUGGUGUGCGUAGAACUUUAGUGUUGGUAGAGCCAUGAAGAAUAACGUCCGUUAUAUGUUUAGCUGCUCAACAUUCAUCUCCUCAUGGCUGCCUCUAUAAUGUGCUCUUCGUUCUGUUUUAUUUAUUUAUUUAUUUUGUAAAAUGUUUUUUAAACAAUGUGACAUCUACUUUUUAAUUUGUACUUUUAGACAUUUUUCAAACAUUAUCGAAAUGUUAAUACCUAACCAUUUAGGAAAGAGUGCUGGCACUUUUUUGUGCCAGUUGUAAGAUUAAAUAGCAGCUGUGAGGAAAAAAAAAGUCAAACUGUGAGUUAAGUUGCAAUUAUUUAAUAAUUUUCAUUAUUUUAUUAUUUAUUUUAUUUAUAUUCUGUGUUGGGGGAAAUACUUGUGAGUUGUAAAUUUAGUAAAAAAAAAAAAAAAAAAAAAAGUUAAAAUCACGAGCGUUGUUUUUUUUCUGUAAAGAAUGUUUUUUGGGGGGGUUGUGUAAUAUAAACUCGGAACUGCGAGAAUAAAAGCCAGAAUUUCAAGGUAAAA
This is a messenger RNA of Carassius gibelio (silver crucian carp), 5831 nucleotides long. RefSeq names its product glycerol-3-phosphate acyltransferase 4 (gene gpat4). Gene Ontology annotation, cellular component: endoplasmic reticulum. The record is from RefSeq and is a predicted model, not a curated record. Lineage: Eukaryota; Metazoa; Chordata; Actinopteri; Cypriniformes; Cyprinidae. The coding region runs from base 3714 to 4886 and encodes 390 amino acids. The transcript has 13 exons. Gene Ontology annotation, biological process: triglyceride biosynthetic process. Gene Ontology annotation, molecular function: glycerol-3-phosphate O-acyltransferase activity.